This is a messenger RNA of Eucalyptus grandis, 3238 nucleotides long. Its product is annotated as pentatricopeptide repeat-containing protein At2g32630. The coding region runs from base 184 to 2010 and encodes 608 amino acids. Gene Ontology annotation, molecular function: protein binding. The record is from RefSeq and is a predicted model, not a curated record. NCBI's taxonomy places the organism in Eukaryota, Viridiplantae, Streptophyta, Magnoliopsida, Myrtales, Myrtaceae. The transcript is spliced from 5 exons.
AAUAUUAGCCUUUUCUUAGGACCGUCAAAAAGGGUCCAAACGCCCAAUCCUAAGACCACAGAGUUCGAUUUCAUCUCUCCCCUCUCUCUCUCUCUCUCUCUCUCUCUCUCUCUACACAAUCUCCCGCAAGCGCUGUCUCCGGUCUCAGGCCAAGUUCAUCCUGCGCUUUCAUCUCCAAGGAUAAUGUCGGCUCAAAGGCUAGCCAGUUCUUUCAAAGACGGAAUCGCUCCGAGCUCUUUAUCUAAUGAAGUAAUUGCAGGGAAGAUUGCUAAGGUACUUGCUGAGAAAGGGGUUAAGACUCUGGAAGGGCAAUCCAAGUUGCUCUUAAAUCUCAACCCCCAAGUAGCCCACAUGAUUCUCUCGAGCCCGAGGUUGCCACCUCAUUCUUGCUUGAGCUUUUUCAGAUUCUUGAAAGGGAACCCAUCUCUUUUUUCUCAUAGACCCGACCUUCGAGCUCAUAUUAUAUUAGCUCGAAGAUUAUAUGAAGCUCGAAAGUUUGCUGAAAUGAAGAAUGUGUUGCACUCUGCUGUGAGAAAUGGUAGUGCUUUUGUCUCAAUAUUGGAUAUUGUUAACAUGUGUCAAGAUCAACUUGACGAGCCUAGAUUUGUCGUGAAGUUUUGUGACAUGUUGUUCCGGGUUUAUGCUGAUAAUAAGAUGUUUGGGGAGGCUGUGGGAGUCUUUGACUACAUGGAAAGUAGAGGUUUCGAGAUUGAUGAGAGGUCUUGCAUGGUCUUUUUGUUAGCUUUGAAGAGAUUUAGUACUCUAGAGAAUUGCUUUGGGUUCUUCAGGCGGAUGAUUAAGUUGGAUCUGGUAACAGUCUAUUCACUGACUGUCAUGGUCGAUCUGUUGUGCAAGAAAGAUAUGGUUGAAGAUUCGAGGAAACUGGUAGAUGAGUUGGUUUCUAAGGGGAUAAAGCCGAAUGUUUUCACUUACAAUACAUGGAUCAAUUCAUAUGUAAAAAGAAAGGAUGAUGAGGCUAUUGAUGGGAUAUUGAGACUGAUGGAGAAAGACCAAGUGGAAUACAAUGUGGUUACCUACACGCUUUUGAUCGACCGGUAUGCAAGUUCUGAGAAAACUACGGAUGGUGAGAGAAUGUUUGAAGAAAUGCAUAAGAAAGGCAUCCAAGGGGAUGUUUUUGUUUACAAUUCAAUAAUCGAUCUGAAUUGUAAGGUGGGAAACAUGAAAAGAGCAUUUGCACUUUUUGAUGAAAUGACUGAGAAGGGCCUUCUUCCAAGCGUUCAAACUUAUGGGGCUCUGAUCAAUGGUGUCUGCAAGGUUGGCCGGAUGGAGGCAGCUGAUAUGUUGGUUACUGAGAUGCAGAGAAAUGGUAUCGAAUUGAAUCUGGUGAUAUAUAACACACUAAUAGAUGGGUAUUGCAGAAAUGGAAUGAUUGAUGAAGCUCGUGAGGUGCUGGUGAUCAUGAAAAAUAAAGGGAUUGAGGCUGAUGAAUUUACUUACAACGCAAUUGCUAGUGGACUGUGUAAGUUGAAUAGGCUAGAGGAAGCAAAACGGGUAUUAUUCACAAUGGAAGAGGAUGGUUUGAUGCCUAAUUUGGUUAAUUUCACUACUUUGAUUGACAUAUACUGUAAGGAAGGAAACUUAGUGGAAGCUAGAAGAAUCUUUCAAGAGAUGAAGGAGAAGGGAAUAACACCAAAUAUCGUUGCUUACAAUGCUUUAAUUGAUGGCAAUAUCAAGAAAGGGAAACUUGCUGAUCCUAAAAAUCUGAGAGAUGAGAUGAUGAAUCAGGGUAUGAAGCUGGACAAGUACACCUAUACAUCCCUUAUACAUGGGGAAUGUAUCUAUGGGACGCUAGAAGAGGCACUCAAAUUGUUCCAGGAAAUGUCUGAAAGGGGCUUGCCUAAAAGUCUUGUCACUUACACAGCAAUAAUCUCAGGUCUAGCUAAGGCUGGGAGAUCGGAUGAAGCUUUCACAUUGUAUGAAGAGAUGAUUGAAGCUGGAGUUAAACCUGAUGACUCACUAUACUCUUUGCUAGUGGAGAGUCUUCAUUAAAAAAGGUUGUAGCUGUAUUAUUUGGCCUAUAUUCUACAUCAAUUGGAUUUUGACAAUCAUGCUAGAGGCGCUAGAUGAUCCCCUAUAUUUUUACUGAGGAACUUUCUCUGUCAUUAAUUAUCCAAAUGCUUCAAACCAGGUUAUCGUCCAUUAUUGGUAGCUGAAGAUGAGAAAACUCUUGCCAUAAAAUGUCUGACGGAGCAUCUUAAACCAGUCGAAGAGACCCAAUGGAGUUCGGCUUUCUCAAACCAGUCAAAGGGUACUUCCUCCAGAAUUGCUUUUGUCAAUCCUGUGCAUUGCUUUUCGAAGGCAUUCACAUUGCUCUACAUAGAUGACUUGUUUUACAAGUGUUGACGAGCUCAUUGAAAGGUCAAAAUCGGUACACAGGCAGAAGCUGAAUUAAAAUCACCCUAAACAACCUGGAGUAAUCAGGAAAUAGACGCUCGCUGUCUUCCACGGAACUCAUUCUAGGAAAGAGCAAGUGCUCACUUUGCAUAUAUUUGUCAGAGACCUUGCUUCUUUCUUCCUGGCUGUCGUUGGUUUCUCCGUAGUUUUUUCGUCGAAACAAUUAGAGCAUCAGCACCAGUAACAAAGAAAUUCACUUCCGGUUUCAACCUGCCUUUUGAUUGGAUCUUCUCCUCUAAUCAACGUUUUUCCCACGGAACAGACAGGUUGUUUACUGUCCCUAAUGGGUAUCUAUAUCAUGCUUGGCAAAGCAUUCCCGCCAUAGCCGGAAGGGAUCGACAGCAUGCAGAAUGAACUGUGGGCGGCUACGGCAUCCUCAGUAGGUAUAACGAUUACAUUUGCUGUGCAUUUUUACUAUCUUGCCUCGCAUGGGAAGGAGGAGGGCCUAGGUGUCGACGGUCAAGACUCCGAGAAGGUCUCCACCAUCAAGCGUUGACCGGUUCGGACCGCUCGUGAUGCCCGGUCCUAUCUCCGGUACACGAUCUUCGGGCGGGUGGGGGACGAGGUGGUGGGGUUGGAUAGGGUGACGCAGUGGGUGAGAAGAAUGUCGGUGAACUGGCCAACAUGGCACGCCCAAUCACUGCCACGUCUGCCCGGGGUUCGAAGCACGAUCGGAAGGAGUUCUGAUGAGAUGAGGGGCCACCCCCAAUUUUCUUUCUUUUUUUUUAAACUGACCUGGUCAGUGGUGUGGAACUUCAUGUCUCCUUUUCUUCUUUUCUGGAAAAGAAAAAGAAAAAGAUAAGGAACUCCAAAUGCUUAGCUC